Molecule: messenger RNA, 647 nt
Organism: Telopea speciosissima
Lineage: Eukaryota; Viridiplantae; Streptophyta; Magnoliopsida; Proteales; Proteaceae
Product: protein RADIALIS-like 1
Exons: 2
Coding region: 103-408 (101 amino acids)
Molecular function (GO): DNA-binding transcription factor activity
Source: RefSeq, a predicted model, not a curated record
ACCCUACUCCAUUAAUCUCUGUUACUCUAAUACAGCAAUCCCAACUCUCAACUAGUCAAGCUUCUACUUUUUCCAGGUUCCAGAUUCACAAAUCACAAGGUAAUGGCGUCCAGCUCUCUCACUUCUUCGCGUAGCUCUGGCUCUUGGACAGCCAAACAGAACAAAUCGUUCGAGAGAGCCCUGGCUUUAUACGACAAAGACACCCCUGACCGGUGGCAGAAUGUUGCUGGGCUGGUUGGAGGGAAAUCACCAGAGGAAGUGAAGAGGCAUUACGAGAUCCUCAUAGAAGAUCUCAAACACAUAGAAUCUGGCCAUGUUCCCUUACCCAAUUACAAGUCUAGUGGAAGCAAUGGCAAAAUCAUCGGAGACGAGGAGCAAAGGCUUCUGAGGUAUCUAAAGCUCCAGUGAAGUUGAAGCAAGGUUUAUAAACUUAAGUAAUCGCACUUGUAGAUCUGUAAAAAGUAGAUGCAGAUGCGUGUACGAGGGAAUUGAUAUGCUAUGUUUACCUUUGUCUACUUUCUUACUACUUUUGGAGGUUACUUCUUCGUUCUAAUGAAUGUAACAAGGAUGAACCAAUAAAUCUGGGUUUAUCUUCGUUACUGUUGUAAUGGAUUCUCUAAUUCAAAAGCCUAUUUUGCACUUAUCUA